AUGGGCUCAGUGUACCCCUCAGAGGCCCUGUCGGGUGCGCCGUUGGAUUUGACUGUCCUUGGUUUGAAUAGCGGGACGUCGAUGGAUGGGAUCGACUGUGCCCUCUGUCGAUUUCGCCAGGAAACACCAGAGUCGCCCAUGCACUUUGAACUCCUCAAAUAUGGCGAAAUCCCGCUGGAGCAAACGAUCAAGAAAAGAGUCAUGAACAUCAUCCUCCACAAUCAUACAUCGCCUUCGGAACUAUCAGAAGUGAAUGUCAUUCUGGGCGAGACCUUUGCAUCCGCCGUACAUCAGUUCUGCAAAGACUUCCAGGUCGACAUCAACACGAUCGACGCCCUGGGCUCUCACGGACAGACAAUAUGGCUCCUGUCCAUGCCAGAACCCGACGAAACGCGUAGCGCACUAACCAUGGCCGAGGGCUCUUUUCUGGCUUCUCGAACCGGUAUCACAUCUGUGACCGACUUUCGCGUCAGCGACCAAGCCGCUGGCCGACAGGGUGCGCCUUUGAUCGCGUUCUUCGAUGCCCUUGUACUACACCACCCCACAAAGCUACGCGCAUGCCAGAAUAUCGGUGGCAUUGCCAACGUCUGCUUCAUUCCACCCGACACACAUGGCGGUGUUAACGCUUGCUACGACUUCGACACUGGUCCUGGUAAUGUUUUUAUUGAUGCGGUUGUACGGCACUAUACGAAUGGCGAACGCGAGUAUGACAAGGAUGGUGAAAUGGGUGCUCGUGGGAUAGUCAAACAAGAGCUGGUGGAUGAGUUCCUGCGUCACCCGUACUUCGCGCUGGACCCUCCAAAAACAACCGGUCGUGAAGUCUUCCGAGACACGCUCGCGCAUGAAUUUAUCAAUAAGGCAGAGGCUAAGGGCUUGAAACCUGAUGAUGUUGUCGCCACUAUUACUCGCGUCACUUCACAGGCCAUUGUCGAUCACUACCGUCGCUAUGCGCCCGAGGGACUCGAAAUUGCGGAGAUCUUCAUGUGCGGCGGAGGAGCGUAUAACCCCAAUAUUGCAGCGUUCAUCCAGAAGAACUAUCUCAACACGAAGAUCUUUAUGCUUGAUGAUGCUGGAAUCCCCAGUGGUGCAAAGGAGGCUAUUACCUUUGCCUGGCAAGGGAUGGAGGCGAUCGUCGGUCGCUCAAUCCCAGUUCCAACUCGCGUCGAAACGCGUCAGGAAUAUGUCCUGGGAAAAGUGUCGCCUGGGAAGAAUUAUCGCAAGGUCCUGCGCCAUGGCAUGCUGUUCGGUGCGGGCCGUGAUCAUUUGGCCCCUGUCAAAGAGCUGGUGAAUUAUAUCGAUGGCAAGGUGUUCGACAACAAAUGGUGA
Molecule: messenger RNA, 1326 nt
Organism: Penicillium argentinense
Lineage: Eukaryota; Fungi; Ascomycota; Eurotiomycetes; Eurotiales; Aspergillaceae
Product: UPF0075 domain protein
Exons: 3
Coding region: 1-1326 (441 amino acids)
Biological process (GO): peptidoglycan turnover; amino sugar metabolic process
Molecular function (GO): phosphotransferase activity, alcohol group as acceptor; ATP binding
Source: RefSeq, a predicted model, not a curated record